This is a messenger RNA of Huiozyma naganishii CBS 8797, 582 nucleotides long. RefSeq lists its product as uncharacterized. The record is from RefSeq and is a predicted model, not a curated record. The transcript has a single exon. Lineage: Eukaryota; Fungi; Ascomycota; Saccharomycetes; Saccharomycetales; Saccharomycetaceae. Gene Ontology annotation, biological process: cellular response to oxidative stress. Bases 1 to 582 code for a protein of 193 amino acids.
AUGUCCUCCACGCAAAACUUUCUAGAUGUCAUCUCCAACAGAAGAACCAUCUACGACUUGAAGCCAGAGCUACCCAAUGGAGCCCCCGUCGGCACAAUCCAGCACGUCGUCCACACCAUUGUCAAGGAAACGCCAACCGCUUUCAACUCUCAGGUGAACCGUGCAGUCAUCCUAUUGGGCGACGCCCACAAGAAGGUCUGGGAACACGUUGCCGCCGCGAUGCCCACACCAAACGCCAAGGCGAGACCAUUGGCCUGCCAGAACGAGGCCUACGGGUGUGUCGUCUUCCUCACUGACGACAAGACCACCGCGGACCUACAGGCGCAAUUCCCUUCCUUUGCGGGCGCCUUCCCAUCCCACGCGGACACUUCCUCCGGUGCCGUCCAGAUCGAGGCUUGGGCCGCCCUAGAGUCCCUCGGUUGCGGUUGCAACCUGCAACAUUACAACGCCCUUGUCAGAGAGGCUUUGCCCGCAGACGUCCCCAAGGGCUGGUCCGUACAUUCGCAGUUGGUAUUCGGGUUGCCCGUAAAAGCCGCCCCCGCCAAGACCUACAUCGACAAUGAGGUCAGGAUCUACACAUAA